Halteromyces radiatus is the source of this 768-nucleotide messenger RNA. RefSeq names its product eukaryotic translation initiation factor 3 subunit J. NCBI's taxonomy places the organism in Eukaryota, Fungi, Mucoromycota, Mucoromycetes, Mucorales, Cunninghamellaceae. The transcript has 5 exons. Gene Ontology annotation, molecular function: translation initiation factor activity. The record is from RefSeq and is a predicted model, not a curated record. Gene Ontology annotation, cellular component: eukaryotic translation initiation factor 3 complex; cytoplasm. The coding region runs from base 14 to 733 and encodes 239 amino acids.
AUCUAUCAAUACCAUGAGCGAUUGGGAAGAAGAGCAAGAAUUCGAAGUGGCCAUUCCUAAAAAGCAAAAAUGGGACGACGAAGAUGAAGAAGAGGAUGUGAAGGAUUCUUGGGAAGAAUCUGAUGAAGAAGAUAAACCUGAAGAAAAGAAACCUGCUCCAGUUAUCAAGAAGAAAGUUCCUUUGGCUCAAAAGAUUGCUGAAAAAAAGGCUGCUGAAGAAGCCAAAAAGAAAGAAUUGGAAGCAAAGAAGGCUGCUAUGGCUGCUAGGGAAGAUGAAACUGAAGAAGAAAAGUUUGAACGCAAGCAACGUCAACGUCAAUUGGAAUUGGAAUCUGAUUUGAAUCACGCUACUGAUCUAUUUGCUGGUACCACAGUAUCAAAACCAAGUACUGAAGGAAGUAUUGAAGAAGUCAAACCAAAGACUCGAGUUGAAUUCGAGGCUUACCGAAAACGAUUGGCUGAAAUGAUUCUUGUAAACUCUAAAUCAAUGCAUUAUGCGUCAUUUGUGGAUCAAUUGGUACGUGAUAUUGCUGGACCUUUAAAGGAUAUGGAUGUUCGCAAAGCUGCCUCUACUUUGAACUCUUUAGCCAAUGACAAACAACGCCAAGCCAAGGAAGCAACUAAAUCAAAGAAGAAGGGUAAACCAACUCUCGCUGCUGCUGGAAAGGCCGAUGCUUUGGAUGAAAUGGAUAGUUAUACAAACAAAUAUGAUGAUUUUGAUGAUUUUAUGUAGAAAUAAUAAAAAUAUAUACUCUCUUAUUUUAACCG